UCAUCUCCACCCACCCUCGCCCUCACGGCCACGCCCUCCAUGCUCAGCUCCUGCAGCCUGACCGAGCGAGGUGUCCUGCAAGCGCCCUAUGUCAAAAUGGGCAGGAUGCCCCACAUCCUCGACCUCCACCAGGCCAUCGUAACCGGCGACGUGGCCAGCGUGGCCCGGCUGGUUGGGAGCGAGCUGGACCUGGGCUGCCCCGUGCGCGGCACCACCGCCCUCUCGCUCGCCGUCUACCGCGGGGACCUCCAGGCCCUCAGGUUGCUCGUCAAGGCCGGGGCGCCCCUGGACAGGCGUAGCAAGGACCACCUGGAGCGGCUGGAAACGCCGAUCAUCUCUGCCAUCAGACUGGGCCAUCGCGAGAUCUUCGAGGAGCUGGUGACUCACGGCGCGCGUCUCGAUCUGCGGGACUUCUACAACCAGACGCCCUUGUGGUUCGCCGUGAAGGAGCAGCGCCUCGGCUUCGUCAAAGUGCUGCUCAAGGCGGGCGCGCCGGUGGACUUCACUCGUGCCACGGAGAAUCCCCUCAACAUCGCCAUGCAGUUCCUCGGAUACAGAGGGCGGCGCGAAAUGGCUCUCGAGCUAGUGGCCGCAGGUGUGCCUCUCACCCUCGAGGACUACAAGGGCCACUCACCGCUCUACUGGGCCAUGAAGCACAUGGAUUUCGAGUUCUUCAGGUAAGGACGUCGCCUUUGAAUCAGGACAGAGUGGUCAAAGCGCAC
Molecule: messenger RNA, 722 nt
Organism: Penaeus vannamei (Pacific white shrimp)
Lineage: Eukaryota; Metazoa; Arthropoda; Malacostraca; Decapoda; Penaeidae
Source: RefSeq, a predicted model, not a curated record